This is a messenger RNA of Acanthaster planci (crown-of-thorns starfish), 2366 nucleotides long. RefSeq names its product protein NipSnap homolog 2-like. Gene Ontology annotation, cellular component: mitochondrion. The record is from RefSeq and is a predicted model, not a curated record. NCBI's taxonomy places the organism in Eukaryota, Metazoa, Echinodermata, Asteroidea, Valvatida, Acanthasteridae.
UCUCCAAAAAUGGCGACAAACGGGAGACAUUUGCUGCUGCGCUCUUCACAACUUCUGCGAAAUGCAGUUAUUAUUAAUCACGCCCCUGCUUUACAGAGGUCCUACUCAUCAGACAGGGAAGGAUGGCUAAACAAACUCCUACAUGUCAAAAAGGUAGAACCAGCAAAGGCCGCCCACUCAGAGGCUCUCACCAACAAAGAUGUCGUCUAUGAAAUGCAGAUUCACAACAUCAAACCAGACAGGAUGAGGGAGUACAUCCAAGCAUCGGAGCACUGUCUGAAGAGAAUUCACGAGAAUCCAGAUUUUCCCUGCUCGCUGUUUGGCAGCUGGAGUACAGCAUUUGGUCAUCAGGAUCAAGCAAUUCACAUCUGGUACUACAAUGAUGGCUACCGUGCUGUCAAGACAAUGUCGGAGAAGCUGUGGGUCGAUAAGGAGUACAAUGACUACAAGAAGCUGCGUGGCGAAAUGCUGAUGAAUCGGAGCAACUCCCUCCUCCUUCCGUUCAGUUUCUGGGGCGCGCCGCAGCCCCGGGAGCCUGGCAAUCUGUAUGAGCUCAGGAGUUACCAUCUCAGGCCUGGCACCCUGAUAGAAUGGGCGAACAAUUGGAAAAGUGGAAUUAGAUUCCGUCGGGACAACAACGAAGCCGUAGCGGGUCUCUUUACCCAAGUGGGCGACUUGUACCUUGUGCACCACCUCUGGGCUUACAAGGAUCUUCAGACUCGCAAGGAUAUCCGUGAGAAAGCGUGGCAGAAUCCUGGAUGGGAUAGUUGCGUGGCAUACACUGUACCCCUGAUUCGCAAGAUGGAGUCCAGAGUAAUGAUCCCCUUGCCUUGUUCCCCACUCCAGUAAAGACUACGGGGGCACAAAUACACCACCAGAUAAAUUUUGUCAAUUCGCACGACAGCCUUGUUGAAAGAAUUACGAAAUGAAGUUUCGUGUGUUCAGCGACUGGUCAAAUCGUUAACUGUUAAAAACAGUUUGGUAGAUGGUUUGAGCAACCGACAAAAAAACCCCCCACUCCUUAGCCCCAGCUCUAGUGUUUUGAAUGAAAUUGUUCCCUAGAGAAAUAUCGUUUCAGUUCUUGCAGAUUCUGCUUUUCAAGUGUUUGUACAAAAUAGAUACAUGUAAUUGGGUAUAUAGAAGUCAAAAAAGUUUUGUUGUGGUAUCUGAGAACCAUGUACUUCCGGGUUUGACAUCCAAGUGCUUAUCUUUGUGGGAGAUCAGAAAGGAGUUACUUCAGGUACACUGAAAAGACUUCGUCAGAUAUGCUGUCGUAAUCAUGGCACUAACACAUAAAACCAGCAUCGCAUGUGCAUACAAGUACACGUACUGCCACUGAUGACAAACCGUACUCUUAAUGUUUCAAUUACACCAUUACAAAAACAAUGUUCAGUUUGGAAAGGAUCGCUUCUCUGUUUAAAAUGUACAUGUAAUUCAUUAAUCGGACGACAAUUGAAAGCAAUUAGGUCAAAAGCCAUUUGUCCGAAACAGAAAUAGGAUUAUGGAACUGAAAAAAACCUAACCCUCCUGAGAUGACCGGGACGGGACUCCUGUAAUGGACUCAGUUUUGUUUCUAAUGCACACAUUUUUUUCUUAUAGAAAAUAUAGAAAAAUCAGUUACAGAAAAUCUGUGAUAAUUUCACGAGUGAUGUAACAUACAACAGGGGUGAGAUUUGUAAGGAGUUUUCCUGGUUUCAGAUUUUGUUAUUUUCAUCAGGACUUUCUUGAUUUCAGGAUUUUUCAAAUCUAAACAAAUCCUGAAUUUACCAUUCAGGUGUUGUAAGAUAGAUAAGUUGAUAAAUGUACAACACAAGGAAUGGGCAUAUUAAGGGUGUCUUUGGCCUUGCCGUGGGGCACGUGAAAGAUCUGGUGAUUAUUUCUUGGGAUGUUCCACUUUCCUUCCAGCUCACCCCCGAUACAGGUACAAUGAAAAUUGAGACUUUUCUCUCUCGAUCCUUGCAGUUGCAGUCGCAACUUACUUUUACUGAAACCCUCCAAAACCCACUUCUGGAAAUUAUAAAUAGGAGAAAUCUGAGUGUUUAAUUUAGCAAAUGGAUGUUGGUUUGAGUACCAUAGGCAAAUGUUUUACGAGUGUUGACACUUGGUCCACAACAGUCUGUCACAAGCCAUCCAGUUUGAAGUCACAAUCUCUUAAACAUUGACAAAAUGACGACAGUACUUGCCACUGUUAAUGCCAUUAUUUGUGACUGACUUGAUGGGCUGACUUGUGAUUUUGACUUGUCAUGGACUCGGCUGCAACUCUACUGUAAAUACCAAUAAGUUUUAAUUACGCGAACUGAAAGUCUUUAACCUAAUGGCGGAGAAGCUUGGUCAUUAAAUGUGCAGUUUUGAAUGAAAAGCCCAGA